CUGGAGAUUGGAAAAGAGAGGCUUUGGCUAUCAUUAAAAGGACACUUUUCAUUUAGUGGCUUCUUCAAUGGAGAUUUCAUCUAUCACAGGGUUAUAUGAACCGGAAAUGGAAGAUCCUAGCGUUUUUGGUCAGUGGCACAUGAAUACCCUUGAUGAGGUCAAUAUCCUGCCGCUAGCAGCUGCAUUUGGAGAGAACUUGCAGCGCUCUUUCAAUCGCCCUUCCUUCAACAUCAGAACUUCUUUAGAAACUAAUCAUAUUGGCAAUGACAGACCCCCAAAACAGCUCAAAACCAACAGCUGGAAUUCCAGAAAAAGUAAUAAUAUACCAAACCCCCAAGCUGCUUUUUCUCCAAACACUACUCUCUCCUUUGUCAAUUCCACCCACACAAAUCCAAUUGGCAUUGUCAAGCCUAAGGAGGAGGCAGUGAGCUCUAACAUCCCUGACACCAUCCCUUCUGAUAUCUUGUUUUCUCAAAAUUCCUCUGGAGAGCAAAAUUAUGUGUUUAAGGCCUGCCAAGAACCCAUGAAGAGUAGCACAGGAACUAGACUUUCUCAUACACACAAUCAUGUAAUAGCAGAAAGGAAGCGGCGUGAGAAGCUUAGCCAAAGAUUUAUAGCUUUGUCUGCUUUAGUUCCUGGCCUAAAGAAGAUGGACAAGGCUUCUGUUCUUGGAGACGCUAUCAAGUAUGUGAAACAACUUAAAGAAAAGGUUAGGAACCUUGAGGAUCAGACAAGGAAGAAUUCAAUGGAAUCAGUUGUCUUUGUGAAGAAAUCUCAACUCUUUGCUGAGGGUGACAACUGUUCCUCAGAUGAGAAUUUCAGUGGCUCCUUUGAUGAGCCACUACCAGAGAUUGAAGCAAGAUUCUGCGGGAAAAGUGUUCUCAUAAGAAUUCACUGCGAGAAAAGAAAUGGAGUUUUGGAGAAAAUCCUGGCUGAACUUGAGAAAUGUUACCUAACAAUCACGAAUAGCAGUGUCAUGACAUUUGGGAGCUCUGCUGUUGAUAUAACCAUAAUUGCUCAGAUGGAUGUUGAAUUCUGCAUGACAGGGAAGGAUCUGUUGAAGAAUCUACGCUCAGCUUUUGAAUUGUUUGUGUGAAAGGAAGCUUUGAUUCUAUUGAUCAUGAAUCUACGCUCAGCUAUCAGAUCUAGUAGUAGGAUUGUCCAUUAACCACCUUCCAUUUAUGCAGAGUAGCCUAAGUGGUUGUGCUUCUUCUCCUCAGGACACUUGCCUGAUUUGAAGCCCACAAUGAGGUGUUGGUUCUGUCCAGUCCUCACAAAACUGCUUGCAAUUUUUGCCCAUUAGCUUGCACAUUAAUGGAGAACCCAACUACUAGAUCUUAUGGCUGAGCAUCCAUAACCAAGUGCUUGUGCCUCUUUUUUUCCCAAGUGUUUUUGCACCUGAUGCAGUUUCUUAAGCUUUCUGAAUUUAAGGAAUAAUCCCCAACAUACACAUCCAGACGGUACAGAAACAAGGCCUAUGUUGCUCCACCACUUAAGAUCACCAUCAAGCUUGUUUGGUGUGAGGUUCAUUUUGCAGGAUGGGUUUCCCCUUUUUUUCAUGGUUAACUUGUUGAUCAUGUUCAGUCCCCACCUGUUUGUAAAGUAAUCUCACAGCUUAUUUGUGCUUUUUUUGACCUGUGGGAGGUUGAAAGUUCAACUGAAACAGUUUCUUCCCCUUCUAGUAUCUCAAGGUUUGAAAAGGGGAAAAUGGUUUUUUAGGUGUGUGGAUAAACAGGCCCUUGUUUUAGUACUUUGUUUUGAAUUGGUCAGUGUUUUAGACGUGACUCUUUUAUCUCAGCCUCUUUCUCUAUGCAAUCUCUUUUUGGUUUCUAGUAGUUUCAUCCACAUGAAUUGAAAGAAAAGACAAUAAAACUUCUAUAUUUCU
This is a messenger RNA of Rubroshorea leprosula, 1885 nucleotides long. The record is from the annotation of a GenBank genome assembly. Lineage: Eukaryota; Viridiplantae; Streptophyta; Magnoliopsida; Malvales; Dipterocarpaceae.